Messenger RNA from Carassius carassius (crucian carp), 4508 nucleotides. RefSeq names its product serine/threonine-protein kinase/endoribonuclease IRE1-like. The record is from RefSeq and is a predicted model, not a curated record. The transcript has 22 exons. Gene Ontology annotation, molecular function: ATP binding; protein serine/threonine kinase activity; RNA endonuclease activity. Gene Ontology annotation, biological process: IRE1-mediated unfolded protein response; protein phosphorylation; intrinsic apoptotic signaling pathway in response to endoplasmic reticulum stress. The coding region runs from base 289 to 3075 and encodes 928 amino acids. NCBI's taxonomy places the organism in Eukaryota, Metazoa, Chordata, Actinopteri, Cypriniformes, Cyprinidae. Gene Ontology annotation, cellular component: IRE1-TRAF2-ASK1 complex.
CUUUGAUUUGAGUGACAUCACCAGUUCCGUCCCAACGCGGAAAUGUGCAGUAUUUGUUAUCAUAAUAUAGGAUCUGUUGUCUGGCAUGUAGCAGACAUAUGAUGAACCCCUAUCAGUAAUGUAAGUAACUGAAUAUGCUGCUGUGAAGUUUUUUUUCCGAAACUUUGUGAUUAUGGCAUUUUGUUUGAGAAGUUUUGAGCCCGUUCGACCUUAGUGUAUAUUUACUGACACGGACCUAGAACACGCCGAAACUUCAACCUCAGACGGACCUGUCCGAUUCAGGGAGAAAUGAUGGACUGGAGGCAUUUGCUGCUGCUGUUGCUUUGCUUCGCUGGAAUAGUGUCACAGUGUGAGGGAGGAAGUUCAGUUUCUCUCCCAGAAUCUCUGCUCUUUGUUUCUACACUGGAUGGAAGUCUGCAUGCCGUCAGUAAACAGACAGGAGACAUUAAGUGGACGCUGAAAGAAGAUCCCAUCAUACAGGUUCCCACUUAUUUCCAAGAGCCAGGCUUUUUGCCAGAUCCCAAUGAUGGCAGUCUGUAUGUACUAGGUGGCAAGCGCAAAGAAGGUCUGAUGAAACUCCCGUUCACUAUUCCAGAACUGGUCCAGUCUUCUCCCUGCAGGAGCUCCGAUGGGGUCCUCUACACAGGUAAAAAACAGGAUACUUGGUUUGUGGUUGAUCCUCAGACAGGAGAAAAACAGACGAGUCUGAGCACCUCCUCUUCAGACUCCAUUUGCCCCUCUGCCCCUCUGCUGUUCAUUGGUCGCACAGAAUAUAUGAUCACCAUGUAUGAUACGAAGACUCAGGAGCUCCGCUGGAAUGCCACCUACAAUGACUACUCCGCGCCUCUCUAUGAUGACAAAAAAUAUGAGUAUAAGAUGUCACACUUUGCAUCCAGUGGGGACGGCCUGGUGGUUACUGUCGAUCGGGACUCUGGUGAGGUCUUGUGGAUGCAGAAGUUUGAUUCUCCAGUGGCAGGGUUUUACUUGUGGAGUCAGGACAGUCUGCGGCGAGCUCCUCAUCUCACAGUCGCAACAGAAACCCUGCGUUAUCUGACCUUCACUGCAGAAAACACACAGUCCCACACCAUGAAGUGGGCCUACCAGUUCACAAAAGAGAACCACAGCACUAAGACUCAGCUAGUUCCUACUCUCUAUGUUGGCAAGACGGACUCUCAUCUGUAUGCUUCUACCUCUCUUGUGCAUCAAGGUGUGGCAAUUGUGCCAAAAGGUCUCACUCUUGCACGCAUCGAGGGGCCAAUCACAGCUGGCGUCACAAUGGGUAAUGGGCGGCCCGAGUGUGAGAUUACACCCAGCACUGAUGUGAAAUAUCCACCGGGAAGCAGCAGCUCCCUGCAGAAUCAGUGGCUGCUGAUUGGUCACCAUGAAGUCCCUCCUUCGGCUCACACCACCAUGUUGAGAGAUUUCCCAGAGAAUCUGCAGCGCUCUGGUGAUGUCAUCCCACCUCAAGGUUCUGGUUCUUCUUUCCGUUCUGCCUCUCACCCUUUGCCACCGGUAACAAAGCCCAGCACUUCCCCCGUGUUGCCAGACUCCUUGACCUCUGACCCCAUGACCGUGCUGGUGAUAACACUGUUGCUGGGAGCGUGGAUUGCCUUCCUGCUAACACACAAAAGGCCUGUCAGAAACUCCCAGAGAUCUGAAGAGCCAGUGGACUCUAACCCCCUGCCGGUGUUGACCAAUCAGAGCGCUGCCACAGAGCCCAACACUCCGUCCUCAACCUCAUCCUUUAAUAACAACAGCAAUUCAGAGAAGACUAGUUCUGUUGCAUCCAAUCAAACUCAGCCAUUCUCAAGCAAAGACUCUGCCCCAAUUACGACAGCUGCUCAGUCACAAAGUGAACAGCCUGACGUUUUGGAAGUUGGAAAAAUCUCUUUCAGUCCUGUUGAGGUGUUGGGUCAUGGGACAGAGGGAACCUUUGUGUUCCGGGGUCAUUUUGACGGUCGGCGUGUGGCAGUAAAGCGUAUCCUUCCAGAGUGCGUGGAGUUUGCAGAGCGAGAGGUUCAGCUCCUCCGAGAAUCAGACGAGCAUCCCAAUGUCAUCCGUUACUUCUGCACAGAGCGGGACAGACAGUUCACUUACAUUGCCAUAGAGCUAUGUGCUGCUACACUCCAGCAGUAUGUGGAGGACCCAAGCUGUCCUUAUUCAGACCUGAACCCAGUGUCCCUGCUGGACCAGACCAUGUGUGGCCUCAAUCACCUGCACUCCCUCAACAUCGUUCACAGGGAUUUAAAGCCACGUAAUAUUUUGCUCUCUCUCCCGGGGGCACUGGGUCGAGUCCGGGCGGUGAUCUCAGAUUUCGGCUUGUGCAAGAAGCUUCCAGAUGGUCGCCAUAGUUUCAGCCUACGCUCUGGAAUACCAGGAACCGAAGGCUGGAUUGCCCCUGAAUUACUCAUAAAUGCUCCAAAAGGGAACCCUACAAGUGCAGUGGAUAUAUUUUCGGCCGGAUGUGUGUUUUAUUAUGUGACGUCCAAAGGACAGCAUCCGUUUGGUGACACUCUACGGCGUCAAGCUAAUAUCCUCUCUGGAAUCUAUAACCUUGACCACUUUAUGGAGGAUAUACAUGAGGAUGUGAUUGGCAGAGAUCUGAUUGAGCGGAUGAUCAGUCCUGAACCAGAGACCCGUCCUUCAGCAGCGUCCAUCCUCAAACAUCCCUUCUUUUGGAGCCCAGAGAAACAGCUCCAGUUCUUUCAGGAUGUCAGUGACAGAAUAGAGAAGGAGCCACCAGAUAGCAGUAUAGUGGCCCGUCUGGAGAACUCAGGCAGAUCUGUUGUAAGAACCAACUGGAGGAUGCACAUAUCAGCACCACUGCAGGCUGAUCUUAGAAGAUUUCGUACAUAUAAAGGAAACUCUGUGAGAGACCUACUUAGAGCGCUGAGAAAUAAAAAACAUCAUUAUCAUGAGCUCCCACCAGAGGUUCAAACUGCUCUCGGUGAAGUCCCUGAUGGCUUCGUGGCAUAUUUUACCUCCCGUUUCCCCCGGUUACUGCUUCACACGCAUUCAGCGCUUAGCAUCUGUGCCCCCGAGAGACUCUUUCACCCAUACUACCACCAUCCAUAGAGACAUGCUUGUUUGUUCCUACACUGGAGUGGAGAGGAAAAGUAAGAUCCUUGAGGAAAUGGAGAACUUGAUGACUCAACUAAACACUGUCGAUGUAAAAUCCUGCACUUCAGAACUGUGAGCACAUUUCGUUACAAGAGCACUAAUGACAGAUUUUACCUAAACAUCCUACUGAAUUUGCUGAGCGAAAUUUACCCAGGUUUUUUAUGUCUAUGCUUUUAAAGAAAAAGGUUUUAUAGGUCAGAUUAACCAAAUGAGUUAGUGUAUUAAUGGGCUUUUACAGAGCUCCCAUUGCUGCUGCUGGUUUUAUGAUGUGAACCAAAGAGCAAAGAAAUAAUAAGGCCAUAUUUUCCACCAAUAAAUUGGCAAAUGUUCUACCAUUUCUGUCAGUUUUAUUUUAAUUCUGACAUUUAACACAGAAGAUUAUUGAAUUGCCAGCCAACUACUUAUAUUCUUAAUAAGUAGAAAAUUUAAUUAUAUUAUUUUCAUAUUAAGGACAUUCUUAUAGGAUAGUUUACCACACAAUUCUGUCAUCUGUCAACUGUAUUUUCAUUCACAUGCUGUUCCAAACUCAUGAAUUCUUUCAUCCAUGGAACACAGAAAGAGAAAGUAUUAAAGUUUCUAAAUGGGGUGGAAAUAUUUUCUUUAGAUAUCAUAAAUGUGGUCUAUUUCGUGCAGGAUGUUGCAGGUGUUCUGAAGCCAUUCAGUAGCUUUAUGUGAGAUUAUGACUGAGAAAAAAAAAACACUGAGUACUACCGAGAGUACUCUACGCAAUUGCAUGGUUUGCAUUAUGCCUUAACACGCUACUGGUUAAGCUUAAAUAAUGAUAAAAGCCAGCACUACAUCCAUUGAUAUUUGCAGAACUAUGAAGAUCUUUGAUAAUUAGUGGACUAAAAACAAAAAAUGCUAAUUUAUUAUAUUAGUCCAUUUGUACACCAAGUGUACAUGUAUAUGUAUUUGUGUGAUUCAGAUAAAUUGGGACUGGGGUUGGGAUUUUUUUUCUUUGGUUUUGCUUUGUGUGGCUUGAAUUGCAGCUUUGUGCUACAUUUAUGGAUCUUUUACAGUCCAUCACACAUUGCAAGCAUCUCCCUCUCUCAGUGUUACAGCUUCAAAACACUAAUAUUGUGUUUCCUUGAAGUAUUUUACAGCCUGCUGUACACUAGUUGUAUACUUCUAGUUUAAAAACAAAAUUAUUUAUAUAUAUAUAAAUUAAGCAGUGAGGAUUUUUGCCACUGGAAAUUCACUCAAAUCACUGAAUGUGGAAAUACUAGUGCCUUUGUUUUUCUACCCAUUGAUGAUUACAUUUAUACUGAUUGUUUUGCCAAAAAUAUCUUUGUAACUAUUUGUUACAGUGGCACAGAUCCAAAAACUGUUAUACUUGAUACAGAAUAAUGUUGUUGCAGACGUGUUUGUUGUGGAUUUCCAUUAAACAA